UGCGCAUGCGCAGCGGGACUCCGGGCCAGCUCUGGCGCCUCCGGGGCCAUCGUUCUGUGGCCUGCAAUGGCGGGGUCGGUCCCAUUUGCGGGUUUGCUGGGGUUGCUACUUGUGUCUGCACUGCCCGGGGUCCUCGGAGACCGCCCCAGCCCCGACCUCCGGGCACACUCAGCAGGGGACAAUGCCCAGGUCGGCCCUGAGGCCACAGAACCCCGGCGACGGUCGCCGCCCAAGGACCAACGAGAGCGGGCCCGGGCGGGAGCUCUGCCUUUGGGGGCGCUGUACACCGCAGCUGUCGUGGCUUUUGUGCUGUACAAGUGUUUGCAGGGGAAAGAGGAGGCUGCAGUUCUCCAGGAGGAGGAAGGCAAGAAGGAAUCAUCACAGUCAGAGCAACAGCUGGCCCAGUUGACACAACAGCUAGCCCAGACAGAGCAACACCUGAACAAUCUGAUGGCCCAGCUGGACCCCCUUUUUGAGCGUGUGACUACCCUGGCUGGAGCCCAGCAAGAGCUUCUGAAUAUGAAGCUUCAGACCAUCCACCAGCUGUUACAAGACAGCAAGCCAAACAAGGGUGUGGACGUUCCAGAACCAGGAAUAUCCCUGAUCUUUCCCCUCACAGAGGCCAGCCUACCCUUUCCUGAGGACUUAUGUAUAGAGGAAGAGGAGGCGGAGGCUGGUGACAGUCAGGCCUGGGAGGAGCCCCUACACUGGAGCACUGAGACGAGAAACCUAGCUACUCCUUGGGAAGUGGAGCAGGGGCUAAGGAGAAGAUGCAGCAAGGCUGUGGGAAGGGCUGCAGUCACAGCCCCUGCCGGCAAGGAGAAAUGACAGCUAAAGGUUUAGUAAAACAAAGUCUGUGCUUGUGACUGGA
Molecule: messenger RNA, 871 nt
Organism: Mustela lutreola (European mink)
Lineage: Eukaryota; Metazoa; Chordata; Mammalia; Carnivora; Mustelidae
Gene: CCDC107
Product: coiled-coil domain containing 107
Exons: 6
Coding region: 67-828 (253 amino acids)
Source: RefSeq, a predicted model, not a curated record